Molecule: messenger RNA, 1279 nt
Organism: Seminavis robusta
Lineage: Eukaryota; Bacillariophyta; Bacillariophyceae; Naviculales; Naviculaceae
Source: the annotation of a GenBank genome assembly
CAGCUUUGAAAAUGUUCAUGGAUUACUCUGUCCGUAGAUAAAACAUUGACUGACGUCACCUUGGGAACCCAACCACAAAUUCUGGACCGCAAUGGAUUUGAUGGUCGGCGCUGUCAUUGGCUUGCACUCUUGCCUACAUACAAGCACUUCUAAAGCAAAGAUUCUGUCGCUCGAUAACAAGGUACAGUGGUACUUGCUUUCGAGCUAGUCUACUGGCUGGUCUCAUACUUCUAAAAAACCGAUCAAGUCAAGUUAAUUGUCUACAUACCAUGUCCUCUCUAUUAUCACAAACCGCCGACUGGUUAUACCAAGUGAACCCGACACUCUGCAAGAUUCCUCCCCGCGCCAAUGACGAAGAGUACUGCUUCAUGGGACCCGACGGUGGAACCGAUGGUGCCAUUCUCUGUGGUGACAUUUCCUACAGUAUGGCCACCUGCGUGGGAAGUUGGAUGUUAUCUCCCACCCAUCACAUUGUCGAAGGCAUUGCCGUCACACUGCUCGCACUUGUGGUACUCCACUACACGGCGCCCCGAUUAUUUGCCGACGACACGACAACCACCCUGCGAGUCCAACAUCCCACGGGAGCUCAUGGCGUCACGCUAUUCUGCUUGACCAUGGUCAUGAUUUACAAAUGGUAUGGAUACCCCCGACGACUCUACUACAUGGUCAUGCCCUGCAAUAUGCAAUGGGUACUCAGUUUUCUACAAUGUUGGAUGAUUCCCGAAUCUUGGACACGGACACAGUACAUUAUUCUACAACUCAAAACGACAUUCCUCAUGUCCGUCGUCAUUGGAAUUGUCCUACCGGAAACCAGUGAUUGCGAAUUGCCGGGAGAAUACAUUUUCUAUUGGCUCAAUCAUUUUCUACUCCUCUGGUUGCCCGCCGCCUAUGUCCAAAAUGGAAGCAUCUCGUGCUUUUCAUCUACGACAUCAACAUGGUCUUUGAAUGGACUCUGGUGGGCAUUUUCCUGUGCCGCAUUUGCCGUCUUUUAUUUCAUCCCCGUCACAUUUUUGGCCAUUUAUUCCGGACUCAAUUUGAAUUUCAUGCUCCAUCCGCCACACGAUCAUGUCAUUUUACGAGGACAAUGGUACCGAUUGGUCACUGUUGUGGGAUUGUGUAUUACCUUUUGGGUAUCACGGCUCUUGGUCAUGGCAUACGAAAAAGUAGCAACAACAACACGCAACAACAAGACAACAAAGCAAUUAUAAUUACUACGUGCGACACGGGGGCAUAGCAUGUAGAUCUGAUGAUUUUUAAUAAAAGAUUACGUUCUUGUUCG